Messenger RNA from Oncorhynchus gorbuscha (pink salmon), 569 nucleotides. RefSeq names its product protein S100-A1-like. Gene Ontology annotation, molecular function: calcium ion binding. Gene Ontology annotation, cellular component: cytoplasm. The record is from RefSeq and is a predicted model, not a curated record. Lineage: Eukaryota; Metazoa; Chordata; Actinopteri; Salmoniformes; Salmonidae. The transcript has 3 exons. The coding region runs from base 170 to 469 and encodes 99 amino acids.
CGUGGUAUUUCUCAACUCUGCACAAUUCAACCUCUUCUCAAUCGCCAACUCAACACUCGUGAACGGUAAGAAUUCAACCUCUUCUCAAUCGCCAACUCAACACUCGUGAACGGUAAGAAUUCAGCCUCUUCUCAAUCGCCAACUCAACACUCGUGAACGACCUGCAGCCAUGCCGUCAGACCUGGAACGUGCCAUGGAGUCCAUGAUCACCGUGUUUCACAAGUACGCUGCUAAGGAGGGCAGUGGCAACACUUUGAGCCGCCGUGAGCUCAAGGACCUGAUGGAGAACGAGCUCUCUGGCUUCCUCAAGUCUCAGAAGGACCCAGCCACAGUAGACAAGAUCAUGAAGGAUCUGGACUCUAAUGGUGAUGGAGAGGUGAACUUUGAGGAGUUUGUUUCUCUAGUUGUGGGCCUGUCCAUCGCCUGUGAACAGUGCUACCAGAUGCACAAGAAGAAGAUGGGGAAGUGAGGGUUGAAAGGAGGAGAGGAGGAAUGGGCUGCUGAGUAGAGAAGGGUUCUAAUUUUCACGUUUGUAAUUGUCACACUGUCCAUUAAACACAAAGACCAAG